This is a messenger RNA of Leucoraja erinaceus (little skate), 2716 nucleotides long. It is a transcript of the gene hspbp1, whose product is annotated as HSPA (heat shock 70kDa) binding protein, cytoplasmic cochaperone 1. The record is from RefSeq and is a predicted model, not a curated record. The transcript is spliced from 8 exons. Gene Ontology annotation, molecular function: protein binding. NCBI's taxonomy places the organism in Eukaryota, Metazoa, Chordata, Chondrichthyes, Rajiformes, Rajidae. Bases 35 to 1060 code for a protein of 341 amino acids.
UUUUCUGUCUUUUCCAGAUUGUAGAUCACUUAAAAUGGCAGAAGGAGGGCCUGAUAGAAACAGGCAACAUUCGAAUAACCUGCAGGGGCUGCUGAGGCUGGCAGUGGAGGCAGGAUCAGUGGGGGACACAGCUCCAGAACAUCAUCCCAUGCCGGAAGAGCGCAGGCAGUGGCUGCAGGAUGCACUGUCGGAUGUAUUUAAUGGACAGUUGGAUGAAGUUAAACAACUCAAAGAUUGUCUCCAGAUCUUGAAUGAAACUCCCGGAGAUGAUGCAGUCGAGGAGGAGAGGCGCUGGAAUGCCCUUGACAUGGUGUCGGAUUUGUGUGAAAACCUUGACAAUGCGAGAGAUUUCUGCAAGCUGUCGGGCAUGCGGGUAGUGGUGGACAGCUUCCUGGAGUGCGCCGACGCCGGCCUCCGUUGGCGCACAGCACACCUGAUCGGGACGUGCAGCCAAAACAACCCCUUUGUGCAGGAGCACGUGUUGCAGCUGGGGAUCCUGCCCAAACUGCUGGAUAUGCUCAACAACGACAACAGCGACCUGGUGCGAAUCAAGGCGCUCUUUGCCGUAUCAUGCCUGGUACGCGAGCAGGAGGCCGGGCUGCAGGAGUUUAUCCACCACGAUGGCUUCUCGGUGCUGAUGCGGGCCAUGCAGAGCGGCGUGGAGAAGCUGAAGGUGAAGGCUGCGUUCCUGCUGCAGAACCUGCUGAUCAGCAGCCCCGAGCACAAAGGUGAGGACUCGUGCACAGAUGCAGUUCCACACAAGCUGAAUAUCCCCAACGUCCUGUGCUCCAUGGGAAUGGUCCAGCAGUUGGUGGCACUGCUACAGACAGAGCACGAUCCCUUUCACGAGCAUGUCCUGGGAGCGCUCUGCAGCUUGGUGACCAAUUUCCCUCGUGGAGUGAAACAGUGUCAAGAACCCGAGCUGGGUCUGGAGGAUAUUCUAAAUGAGAGAUCGAGGAUGUUGAAAGACCAAGAGGAAUUUCAGGAGGAGUUGGAGUUCUGUGAGCAGCUACUGCGUGCUUGCUUCAGCCAGCCAGACGAGAGCGGGAUGGAUCGGUGAUUCAACGAGUUGUCCCUGCGAAGAUUGCUUACCUCGCCAUGUCGGAAAGAAUUUACCCAAUUUUUCUCUCUCUGUCUCUCUCUCUGUCUGUCAGGCGGAUUCCCACUAUUGCCAAUUGCAAGGCUUUGGAAGCUCGGUGCAUUUUGAAUCAGCUUAUAUAUUGCACAUUGGAAAAAAAGACUGUUUAUCAAACAUUUAUUUCAAUCUUUUAAUCUUGACCCUGACAUCCCAUCCAGUUGUAGAGUCAUGGAGUGAUACAUGGUGGAAACAGGUCCUUCGGCCUUUCCUGCCCACAUGUCCCAGCUGCAUUAGUCCCACCUGUGUUUGGCCCAUAUCCCUCCAAACCUGUCCUAUUCAUGUACCUGUUUUAACUAUUUCUUAAACGUUGGGAUAGUCCCAGCCUCGAUGACCUCCUCUGGCAGCUCGUUCCGUACACCCGCCACCCUUUGUGUGGAAAAAGUUACCCCUCAGAUUCCGAUUCAAUCUUUUCCCCGUCACCUUGAACCUGUGUUCUCUGGACUGGUUCCAGUGGAUUCAUUCUAAUGGCGAGGUGAAUACAGUCAACAAUCUGGGCCCUGCGCAGUUUGCAAUUUGUCACUGGCUGUUCUCCAUCUCCUUCUCUGUGCUUCCGUUAGCUUUUCUGGAUUAAGCCCCAGAAGUGGAAGCGGAGAUUUGUAUUGGGACGUGGCCUUUAAUGUCACACACCCACCCGCUCGAUUAAAAUUGAACCCACUGCUGUAUCAGUCUCAACAGCCCCUGCUCAAUAUCCCCAUGCAGUUUAUUCCCAAGUAACAACCUGUGCUAAUCCCCCCCCACUGCUUCCCAAACUAGGAUACCAACCUGGGUGGCUGGUCCAAGGCAGGGAAGCAAUUAGUCUAAAGAAAAUUAACUUUGGGUGGGAGGAGUGGAGAACUAUCAAGCAUGUUAAAUCUUCACGGUGAUAUGUAAAACUGGGAACGUUAAUGUGAAGAGAGAGAGGUGGGAGGGGAGCUGACUAGUGUGUGACCAUGCAGGUCAUUAGAGAGUUUCUUCAAUGGUUCCUGAUGCAACUGCACAGUCAGAUUCUUAUCGCAUCGCUUACACAUGCACGUCACCAUACUUUGGCUGCCGCUAUUUAGGCACAGAAAGAGUCCAGCGUACUGGGGCGGCCCCCGAUUCAGGCAAGCCCCAGGCUGCUGCAGGGCCUCCUCCAUCACAAGUCGGGAUUGGUGUUGUUGGGACUGGAACAUGAUGCCUUCUGCAGUCACGUGGUUAGAUUGGAUUGCCGUCGGAUCACCGGAGGCAACUGUGUGUUUGUGUGUGUGGGGGGCAAGACUCGGGAAGUACUGCUUGGGACAGUGACGUCACAAAGCCCAUCACUUUACGGAGGGGGAGUGGAGCAGUAACUGUGUAUGUGGAUGAAUCUACCACCCCUACAGUGUUGAUCCUGCACCCUGCAGUGUUGGUCCAUGCAGUGUGGGUCCCUGUGCAGUGUGUGUGUGUGUUCCUGCAGUGUGCCAGUGUGAUCGACACGCUGUCAUUUGAACAUAUCGUAAAGAACCUGAAGAGAUGAUUGCCCUGUGACUGUAUCAAGCCGGUAUCGUUUUGUGAAUUCUUUGUUCCUGCUGCAAAGUGUUAUUUUAGUUUCUGUGAAAACAUUAAAGUGACAUUUGUGGA